CCUUUCUGUGCUCUGGAGUCUGGAUGUGCGCGAUGGAGAACCGACGCGUUUAACCGGAUUCCUGUUGUAGCCGUUGGAGAGCACGAGUCAUCUUAUUUUUUCCUCCACGCGCUCUCUUCGUCCUCUCUCUUAUUUUUUCUUGGACUUGUACUGUGGCUUUAUUUGACAGAAUAAUAAUAAUUAUAAUAAUAAAAACAUUUUUAGUCUCCCUUUUCACCCGGAGCUUAUGAAUUGAACUUGGCGGCGUGAUUUCGGCGUGUCACCGGUGGGAGAGCCGCGCGCUCUUGCUUGCCGUUUCUGCGCACACCAUGGCGCGCGCCGGUGGAUACGAGCGCGUGAGAAGGGCUCUGGCUGGUGCAGUUUGGAUGGCUUUGCUAUGCGUCUUCUCCAGAACGCAGGGUUCUCAGGCUCCACGCAGUUUUGUAGAGUUGCGUUUCGUGUUGGAGCCGCAAGACGUGGUAACAAUACGAGGUGGUGUACUACAGCUGGACUGCCAGGCGCGAUCUGACCGUGGCCUUCCCUCUAUCUCCUGGAAGAAGGACGGCGUGCUGCUGAGCUCGGUGGUGGACGAGCGGAGACAGCAGCUGGCCAACGGAUCCCUUCUAGUGCAGAAUGUUGUGCACUCACGUCAUCACCGACCGGAUGAAGGAGCCUACCAGUGUUUGGCCACUCUAGAGGGUGUUGGGGCCAUCGUCAGCCGCACAGCAAAGGUUACUGUUGCUGGUCCUUUACGUGUGGUGGUCCCCACCGAGUCGGUCUCGUCCUACAUGGGUGACACGGCGUUGCUGCGCUGUGAGGUGACGGGUGAGCCCAUGCCUGUAGUGCGCUGGCAGAAGAACCGAGACGAGCUGCCCUUGACCUUAGACCCUGACAGCAGGGUGGUGGUGCUGCCCUCAGGCUCACUGCAGGUCAGCAAAGUGCAGCCACCUGACGCUGCCACAUACCGCUGCCUGGCGGAGAACCCCGGGAGCGCACGGACAGGCACCGACGCUGACCUGAGGGUUUUACCAGAGCCUGGAGUAGCGAGGAAUCUGGUCUUUCUCCAGAGACCCAUGAAGGUCACGGCUCUACAGGGCAGAGAUGCCGUGCUGGAAUGUUCUGCCUCCGGCUACCCGACCCCCUCCUUCUACUGGAUGAGAGGCAGCGAGAUGAUUCAAAUCAGAUCCAGGAAGUACUCUUUGCUCGGCGGCAGCAACCUGCUAAUCAACAGCGUCACCGAUGACGACUCGGGCACGUACGUCUGCGUAGCGCAGAACAAAAUCGAGAACAUCACGGCUUCCUGCGAGCUCUCCGUUCUAGUGUCGCCCCAGUUCUUGAACUAUCCGUCCAACACGUACGCGUACGAGAGCUCGGACAUCGAGAUGGAGUGUGCUGUGACAGGUAACCCUCAGCCCACCGUGCGCUGGAUGAAGAACGGAGAGGCAGUCAUCCCCAGUGACUACUUCCAGAUCGUGGAUGGUGGGAACCUGCAGAUUUUGGGCUUGGUGCGUUCAGAUGAAGGAUUCUACCAGUGUGUGGCAGAGAACGAAGCAGGCAACGCCCUGGCAAUGGCCCAACUUAUACUCCUCGAGCUUGUUGUCCCGAGCUCAGGCGUCCUCCCUUCCUUCCCCCGGGACCUGACCCCUGUGCUUGUGUCCAGCCGCUUUGUGCGUCUCUCCUGGCGCCCCCCAGUGGAGACACGUGGUACCAUCCUCACCUAUGGAGUCUUUUACACACAGGAGGGCAUUAACAGAGAACGCUCGGUGAACGUGACAGAGCCGGAGAGUCUCCAGUUGACGGUGAACAAUCUGAAGCCUGAGGCGGUUUAUAUCUUCAGGGUGGUGGCCUACAAUGAGCUGGGGCCAGGAGAAAGCUCAGAGCAAAUCCGGCUCUCCACACAGCCUGAACUGCAGGUCCCUGGUCCUGUGGAGAACCUCCAGGCCGAGGCCAUGUCCCCAACUUCUAUCCAGGCCUCAUGGGAUCCUCCAGCAUAUGCCAACGGCCCCAUCCAAGGCUACCGGCUACUCUGGAUCGAGACCUCCACUGGCAAAGAGCAGAGCAUAGAGGUGCUCGGGCAAAGCUACAAAAUGGAAGGACUGAAGAAGUUUACAGAGUAUUCUUUACGCGUCCUGGCACUGAACCGCCACGGGCCGGGCAUCGGCACAGACAAUAUGCUCAUCACAACCUUCUCUGAUGUUCCGAGCGCUUCUCCUCAGAACAUCUCUCUAGAAGUGAUCUACUCGCGGAGUAUCAAAGUGAGCUGGCAGCCUCCUCCGGCCAACACGCAGAACGGCUUCAUCACCGGAUACAAGAUCCGCUACCGUAAAACGGGCCGACGAGGGGAUCAAGAGGCCAUAGAACCCAACAACCUGUGGUAUCUGUUCACAGGGCUGGAAAAAGGCAGUCAGUACAGCUUCCAAGUGGCGGCCAUGACGGUCAAUGGCACAGGCCCUAGCAGCGAAUGGUACACUGCGGAAACUCCAGAAAACGACCUUGAUGAGACCCAGGUUCCGAACCAGCCAAGCUCCCUGCACGUGCGUCCGCUUCCCAAUAGCAUCAUCAUGAGCUGGACCCCUCCACUGAACCCCAACAUUUUGGUGAGGGGUUACAUCAUUGGCUACGGCGUGGGGAGCCCCUAUGCUGACACAGUGCGAGUGGACAGCAAGCAGCGUUACUACUCCAUUGAAAACUUAGAGCCCAGCUCCCAUUACGUGAUCUCGCUAAAGGCCUUCAAUAAUGCAGGAGAAGGUGUGCCGCUGUAUGAGAGUGCGGUCACCAGAUCCAUGUCAGAUCCCGUUGACCCAUCAGAAGAUGAUUUGUUCCAUCUGUUUGAUAAUUUUCCCACCCCCAUCCCAGAUACGUCCACUCCCAUGAUCCCCCCUGUAGGCGUGCAGGCUGUGGCUCUGUCCUCAGACUCGGUCAGGGUGAGCUGGGCCGAUAACUCCAUGAGCAAAAACCAGAAGACCAGUGAGACACGCUAUUACUCCGUCAAAUGGAGGGGCAGUCACUCCAGCAGCAGCAAGUACAAGUCUGCAGACACCACAGGACUGAGUCACACAGUAACAGGUCUGAAGCCCAACACAAUGUACGAGUUUGCUGUCAUGGUAACGAAAGGCCGCAAGUCGAGCACGUGGAGUAUGACAGCACACGCUACCACUUAUGAAGCAGCGCCAAGCUCCGCCCCGAAGGACCUGACCGUGAUUGGUCGAGAGGGUCGUCCCAGAUCGAUCCUUAUCAGCUGGCAGCCGCCGCUCGAAGCUAACGGCAAGAUCACAGGUUAUAUUGUGUACUACACUCUGGAUAAGAACAUGGCCAUUGAUGACUGGGUGAUGGAGCCCAUCACUGGAGACAGACUCACCCACCAGGUCAUGGACCUGAAUCUCGACACCGUUUAUUAUUUCCGGAUCCAGGCCAAAAAUGCCAAGGGGGUGGGGCCUCUGUCUGAACCUGUCCAGUACAGGACAUCCAAAGUCGAACAUCCGGACAAGAUGGCCAACGACCAAGGUCGUCAUGGAGACAGCAGCUACUGGCCCUCGGACAAUAACCUGAUUGACAGGAGCAGCUUGAACGAGCCUCCCAUUGGUCAGAUGCGGCCUCCGCAUGGCAGCGUGACUCCGCAGAAGAACAGCAACCUGCUGGUGGUCAUCGUGGUGUCCGUGGGUGCCGUCACCGUCGUGGUGGUGGUCAUCGUGGCUCUCAUUUGCACUCGACGUUCUUCCGCACAACAACGGAAAAAACGGGCCACACACAGCGCUGGUAAAAGGAAAGGAAGUCAGAAAGACCUGCGACCUCCUGAUCUGUGGAUCCACCACGAGGAGAUGGAGCUGAAGAACAUCGAGAAGCCGUCCAGCUCCGCCCCGUCCGGCCGAGAAUCGCCGAUCCAGAGCUGCCAAGAGAUCGCCCCUGUCAGCCACAGCCAAUCAGAGAGUCAGAUGGGCAGCAAGAGCAGCCACUCAGGUGGUGAUGCAGAUGAAGCCUCCAGCGGGAUUUCUACGCUAGACCGCUCGCUGGCUGCACGCAGAGCCACUCGCUCAAAGAUGAUGAUCCCUAUGGACUCACAACCCAGCAAUACACCGGUGGUCAGUGCCAUCCCGGUUCCCACGCUGGAGAGCAGUCAGUACCCGGGCAUCCUGCCUUCUCCCACAUGCGGCUACACCCCUCACUCCAAAUUCACCCUCAGGCCCAUGCCCUUUUCCACGCUCACCGUGGACCGAGGCUAUGCUGCAGCCAUAACCACAGAAACCCCCCAGCCUCAGGCAUCUCUGAUCCCCUCUGUGCAGCCCGAAGCAUCGGGGGCAGAGGAGAUGCCGAGCCGCUCCAUUCCCACAGCGUGUGUAAGACCCACACACCCCCUGCGUAGCUUCACCAACCCCCUCCUGCCCCCACCCAUGGGCAACAUCGAGCCCAAAGUCUACACUCCCAUGAUGCCACAGCCAGGUGGAAGUCUCCCGAAACCCCAAGUCAAGACGGCUUCGUUAGGACAGGCUGGGAAAGCAAGAUCACCGCUACUUCCUGUCUCUGUCCCGACAGCACCCGAAACCGCAGAGGAAGGACAGAAGCCAGCAGAAGACCCUGCAAGUGUGUAUGAGCAGGACGACCUGAGCGAACAGAUGGCCAGUCUAGAAGGACUGAUGAAGCAGCUGAACGCCAUCACCGGCUCUGCAUUUUAACGUCGGCGACCAACCGGCGGAAGCUGCGAUCUAGCUGAGGGAGCAGAGGCACGUCACGCACCGAGCCACGUACCUGUGACUUUACAGACUCUCUGAUGUCUCGUGUCCCUCUGCCUCCGUCUGGCCUUUUAUUCCACUCACGCGUUGAUCAGCAAAAACCCUGCGAUGAGACAACAAAAAAAAAAGGGAAAAAAAUAAAAUCACAUGCGAGACACACGUAUAAAAGGGUUUAAAAAACGGAGCCGGGUUUCGAUCCGCGUCUCCUCCUGAUGAUUCUUUCACCCGUGUUUUUUCUUUAUUUUCUUGGGUUUUUCGCUCACACCGCAGCUUCGGCAGAUCUAAACAAGCUGGAGACGAGAAGAACGGGUUGAGAAAAUGACACACUUGUUUUCUUCUGCUCUGUCGUUCCGUCUUUCCAAAAACUUUUCCAAAACACAAGGACAGUGACUUAGAGUUUUGUGACGAGACGAGUCGGUGGAUCGGGAAAUAAACAAUCCAUUCCAUUGCAAAUAUACCUCCAUUUCCUGACCAGUAGUUUGACCUACUAUGACUGUGUUAUAAUGCACAACUCACACACACACACACACACACACACACACGUACGUCAUACCCUGUAUUCCAUCAUUUUAAUUUUUUUUCACACACACAACGAAGUCAUCAGCAGCCAAAAAACAGCAAGAUGCUACAGCGAGAUGUCUUCUGUGGACGGAGAGGUGGGACGUCGCAGCCGGAAAGCCGUGAGAUAAACGAACGGCGUGAUCGAGCAAUUCCACUUCCACCCGGGCUGUUUUUUUUUUUUUUUUUUUUUGUUUUCCCAGCUUUCCACGUCUACGGCGGUCUUGUAGAUGAAAGACCCUGUCACAUAAAACGGUGUCAACAGCAGAACACGCUGCUGCGUCGACACGCACCAGGGUUUACUUUUCCGUUCCUUUUUUUUUCUGCUCAUUUGUGCUUUGUCUAAUCUUUUUUAAUAUAUAUCUCUCUCUC
Tachysurus vachellii is the source of this 5636-nucleotide messenger RNA. RefSeq names its product DCC netrin 1 receptor (gene dcc). Gene Ontology annotation, cellular component: membrane. The coding region runs from base 309 to 4649 and encodes 1446 amino acids. Gene Ontology annotation, biological process: cell-cell adhesion. The transcript has 29 exons. The record is from RefSeq and is a predicted model, not a curated record. Lineage: Eukaryota; Metazoa; Chordata; Actinopteri; Siluriformes; Bagridae. Gene Ontology annotation, molecular function: protein binding.